GCGACCUCUGCCCGGGAAAGAGCUGAAGACGCAGGAUGAUGGCCAGACCAUACUGUGUGGUGGUGGCCCUACUGCUGCUGCCAGAGCUCUCCGGGUUUGGAGAAGGAGCUUCUAAUCCAGGGUUCGUGGCCAGAAUCACCAGAAAAGGCCUAGAAUACGCCCGCCAGUACGGAGUUGCCAUCCUGAAGAAGGAGCUGUCUACAAUCAGGCUGCCUGAUUUGUCUGGAAGCUUCCAGCUCAGUUGGGUUGGAAGUGUCAACUAUGAGUUUGAUGGGUGAAAUCUCCUUUUUCCAC
Molecule: messenger RNA, 294 nt
Organism: Tupaia belangeri chinensis (Chinese tree shrew)
Lineage: Eukaryota; Metazoa; Chordata; Mammalia; Scandentia; Tupaiidae
Product: bactericidal permeability-increasing protein-like
Exons: 2
Coding region: 36-278 (80 amino acids)
Biological process (GO): defense response to Gram-negative bacterium; innate immune response; positive regulation of macrophage activation
Molecular function (GO): lipopolysaccharide binding
Source: RefSeq, a predicted model, not a curated record